Coturnix japonica (Japanese quail) is the source of this 4985-nucleotide messenger RNA. It is a transcript of the gene HSF4, whose product is annotated as heat shock transcription factor 4. Gene Ontology annotation, molecular function: sequence-specific DNA binding; DNA-binding transcription factor activity. Gene Ontology annotation, biological process: regulation of DNA-templated transcription. The record is from RefSeq and is a predicted model, not a curated record. NCBI's taxonomy places the organism in Eukaryota, Metazoa, Chordata, Aves, Galliformes, Phasianidae.
GCAGCUCUGGGCUAUGGCCAGGCUGUGCUCACCUCUGCUGGCCAGCUUCUGGGGCAAGAGAAUUCCAAAAUAACAACAAUUUGAGUGCUUGGACCAAGGCCAUGCAGCAGCGCUGGGGUGUCCCACAGGCUCCCAGCAGGUGGAUUCAGCCCUGCAGCCUUGCUGACCUCCCAGUGCAAGGUGCGUGGCACGUGUUCCCUCUGCAUGACGCUGCGUAUUUAUUCACAGCUCUGCGAGAUCGGCUGCGGUGCAUUUUCAUUCUGUGUAUUGUUCUCUGGGGCUGGUGAUACCAUUGCAUUGUGCUGAGUUUUUAUGAGGGAGAGCAGCACUGCUGAUGCGACUCUCAGGGAUCCUACUUUCUACUGGCCCAGGAUAAAAUUCAGUGGUUUAUUCUCUGUUGGACACAUGCGUGUGCAGGAGGCUGGCAUGCUGACAGCGAUGGGGUCAGUGUAGCUGGGACACUGGAAAGCUAUGCAGGAUUCACCCGGCUCCCUGGUGAUGGAUGGCUACUCCAGCAAUGUGCCAGCCUUCCUAACGAAGCUGUGGACGCUGGUGGAAGAUCCCGAAACAAACCACCUCAUCUGCUGGAGUACGAAUGGAACCAGCUUCCAUGUGUUUGACCAAGGACGCUUUGCCAAGGAAGUGCUGCCCAAGUAUUUCAAACACAACAACAUGGCCAGUUUCGUCCGGCAGCUGAACAUGUAUGGCUUCAGGAAGGUGGUGAACAUUGAGCAGGGGGGGCUGGUCAAACCUGAGCGGGACGACACCGAGUUCCAGCACCUCUGCUUCCUGCAGGGCCAUGAGCACCUCCUGGAGCACAUCAAGAGGAAGGUGUCAGUAGUAAAAAGUGAGGAGACCAAGAUGCGCCAGGAGGACCUCAGCAGGUUGCUAUACGAGGUACAGAUCCUGAGAAGUCAGCAGGAGAACAUGGAGUGCCAAAUGCAGGACAUGAAGCAGCAGAAUGAAGUCCUUUGGAGGGAGGUUGUUUCUCUGCGGCAGAACCACUCACAGCAACAGAAGGUGAUCAAUAAGCUGAUUCAGUUUCUGUUUGGCCAGCUCCAAUCAAGCCCUGGCAGCGCUGGGAUAAAGAGGAAGCUGCCUCUGAUGCUUGACAGUGGGUUGUCAGCUCCACAGGUGUCCAAGUUCAGCCGGCAUUUGUCUGUGGACGCCCUCCAUGAUGCCUAUUUCAUACAGUCGCCAUCAACAGAACCCUCCUCCUGUCUGCACAGCCCUGUGGUGGCUGCAGGACCCAUCAUAUCUGAUGUUACUGAAGCAUCACCAUCCAGCGUAAUAAAUAUGCAGUCCCCUCCUGAUAAUGACAGGGAGAAAUGCCUCAUGCUGAUCAAGGAGGAGCCAGCAAGUCCCGGGGUAAAGGCUGCUGCUGAACCCGACAUCCCACUGUCCGGCUGCCGGGCCUGCCCCGAGCCCCCCGUGCUUCCAGUUGCCAUGGUGCAGUCUGUGCUGGAGGGCAAAGGGAGCUGCGGGGUGACCCCCCCAGGAACCUCCCAGCACCCCGAGAGGAGAGGCAGGAGGGCACUGCUGGACAGAACAGAUAUUUCUGACUCACUGGAGGGCCCCGACUGGAGCCUGGAGGGGCUGCAGCUGCUGCUGAGGAGCCAGCAGUAUGGUCUGGAGCCUACCAGCCUCCUGGAUGUCUUCAAUCCAAAUUUACCAAUGAGUGAGUGCAAUUUGGCUGAAGUGGAAGCUGGUCUGUCCCCGAUGCAGCGGCUCACGGUGGAUCUGGAGAAGAAUGCAACCGAGCUGAACUCAAAAGUGUUCAACCCAUCAAUCAGCGGUGCCUGCCCAGGGAAAGACGUCCUUCUUGAAAGCUCCCAGCAGUUCCUCACUGACCGUCAGUCAGUCUUUGGGAAUGACAUCAUAAGCUUGCCUGAAAGUUCAUCGCUGUAUGUUCCAUCUGAAAACAUAGCUUCCUAUUUGUCCUCCGUGGGUGUCCAAAGGGAUAUCCCCUUAAACCUGAGCUCUUCGACUGAUAACAACCAGUGAUAUCGCUUCCAAGGCAUCACCUCCCUCCCACCCACCACCAUCGCAGCACCAUCAUCUCCCUUCCAUCCACAGAAUGUAAAGAAACAAAAGUGACUUAGAAACCUAUGAGAGUUGUUGUGCCCUUUCCUUUUGAGUAGAUAGGAAUGGUCAGUAGCUGCUGCACUGCACACCCUGCUCCUGGCUCUCAGUGUUUGCCCAGGGUAAUAGUUUCAGAACAAAAUGCUGCUUCUGGUGCUUGUUCCUGUGUGGUGCAGGGAUGUGGUGGGAGCUGUUUUUCUUGAAAAUGCUUUUAUAAGUGUCAAAGUUUUAAAGUAAAUUGGAGUGAAAAGUAGCUUGAAAGUUCAUCAGAGAUCUCACAGAACAAAGCGAUCCCAACCGGUGUCUGUGGCAGCAAACUGUAGGGCAGCGCAGGUCAGCUAAGUGACGCAUGACCUUCUGAAUGCCUUUUUUUCAGUAGAUUAGUUUUAAGUGCCAGACCAGUGCUCUAAACAUAUUCUUUUAUUACCUAUUUUCUGUUUUUGGUGGGAUGUAUUUGUGCUUCUCCCUUAUCUUCCCAGGGUGAGCAGGAACAUGAAGCUCCCUCAGGGUGCACUGAAAGGCAGUUUCCUGAGUGAUCCCUCCAAGACGGUGUCUUUGGCUCCCAGGGGAGCUGCAGGCAUCAUGCACCCUGUCACAUCCCAUCCUGAGUUGAAAGGGUUGCUGGUUAUUUUCCCCCCAGUUUAUCUUCUAUAAUGUAAAGGCAGGGCAUCCCAUGCUUUAAUUCUUAUAAUAAGGGAUGGAGUCUCCUGCAUACACAGUUUUUAUUUCCAAAGAGGACUGGCUUUUGUGCUGGAGAAAUACUUCAUGUCCAGUCCAGUGGUAUUUCUCCUUGGCCUUGACCUGCUCUAUUUCCCCUGAAGAUGUGUCUGUAGGUUUAUUAAUGUAUGAAAUCUGGUAAACUGAUUUGAUUUGAGCCCCUUUUUAGAAGGACUCUCAGCUUCAGGUACAUUCUCAGUGUUGAACAGAGGCAGAAGAGUUAUCCACUGUGUCCCAAAGACUUUUCUUCUGCCCUCUGUGCAUCUGAAACCAGCCUCUACAUGCCCAUUUAAUCUUCCUCUUUCAUGUGGUUUCUGAUGACUUUCUCAACAAAGCAGAGCUUUGGGAUUUUUAUGCUGUAGGUCUAAUGAGAACAUAUUAUUUAUCUCUGUAUCCUCUAAUUGAGUUGCUUUUCCUUAAGAAAGCAGUGGGACAGACCCAGGAAAUUCAACUAACUCAGGCCUUCCAAGGGCUCAGACAGGGAGGUGUAAACCAUGCCAACACCACUUGAAGAACUGCUCUGCCAACUUUCACUACUGUGAUGAUUCUCGGUACUAAAUCGUAUUCCUGAGUGUCUAGAACGGUCAAGCAGCGUCCACCCAAAAGUAUAGCUAAUCAGAUUAAUGUAGGCUCAAAAUGUCCUAAAUAAGAUGUGCAUAUUUUAAAUGGACUUUCCUGUCACAGCCCUUUGCUCCAUCCAUUUAUCAGCAUGUGAGCAGAUGGGAACAAUUCAGAGACUUUCAUUUUUGCCAGCUAGCUGCUGAGAGGGACAGUCACCACCCUGGAGGCACUGUCUUGGCAGAGUGAUGUUGUGAGAACUUCUGAAUUAAUUCCAUUCACUGUUUGUCUGUUCAGGACUUUGAGAAAAACCUGGUAGCCUCCACUGGCCUGGUAUUUAGAUGGUAUUCUUGAGCAUAGCACGGACAGUGUUUCUUUUUGGCAGAUCUGUGCUUUGUGAGUUGAUCUAGAUCAGCCCACUUGGCACUGUACUUUGUCACUUCCAGCAGUGGAGAUCUGUUGAGUUGCAGUCUACUUGCUUCCUUUCUCGUGGGAACCUGUGUGGUGUCUCUUCUCACCUGACAGAGUAUGUUAUCCUUGUUCAAGUUUUAUGUCUUUCUUUAGAUGCUCAAUUCCUUCAUGUUAGCACUGAAUAUAUAUGGGUUCAGUAAGGUAUCUAAGCACGUGAGUAACUUUAAGCUUCUGAGUAGGUUUCCUUAUUUUUAUGAAGACUGUAAUAUGCCUGAAGUCAAGACACGUACUUGGAUGCCUUACGGGAGUGUCUUUGUGGCUGAAACACAAACCACCUCAGGAGAACUACUUGCAAGGAGGGGCAGCCUGAGCUGUGAGGGGCCUGUCCCCACCUGACACUGCAGAACUUCUCUGCAGUACACAGACUGCAUGCACUGUGAGCAGCCGCUCCUGAGUGGUUCCUGGGAUUUUCUUGAGGUUUUUUGCUCUACUGUCACCAUGAGCUUGGAUCUUGAUGGAGAGAGGGUAACCUCCAGGAAAGUGUUGAGAACCACUCCUGAAGAAGCAAGCUGGCGUUCCCUGGCUUUUUACACUGUUAAGUUUAUUUGAAGAUGAUGUGCUGAGACUGCGUGUGUUUGGUGCUGGUUUGUUUUUUUCACUAUGCUGUACAUUUGUAAAGUUUUACAGAAAACAAUAAUUAAAUAUGUUUCCUUUUUUCUCAUUUAGUCUCACGCUGUCAUUUUCUCACCAUUUCCCCCUUGCCCCUUACUCAUCUCCCCUUUCCCACCUGAGGGGGGUGGUAAGUGACAAUAACUGUCUGAAAUUUAACAGGUUCACUUGUGAGAUGAUGCACUGGCCGACCCACUGAUGGACUGUGAUCAUGUGUUAAAACUAAUGUUCCGCUUAUUAGGAGAAAACUCCUGUAAAGCCUUACAGGAGUUUUUUGCUCUACUGCUCUACUGCCAUAACACAGGCAUGCUCUGCGCAAGCACCUGCUCCCCCCUUGCCCUUCCUGAAGGCCAAGGAUCUUCAUAGUAUGCCUUUACUGGAAAAUGUCUGAAGAUAAUGUAACUGUGCCAUCAUCUUCCUUCAGGCUUUUGGCCAUGGUUGUUUUCUAGGUUAGCAGCAGUCUUCUCACCACCAGAUGGCACCUAAAUCCUAAUCGCUAUUGCAAAUUCAGCUUUUCAACAAAAGCACAGUAACUUUUCCUUGAAAAA